Messenger RNA from Prunus armeniaca (apricot), 2043 nucleotides. The record is from the annotation of a GenBank genome assembly. NCBI's taxonomy places the organism in Eukaryota, Viridiplantae, Streptophyta, Magnoliopsida, Rosales, Rosaceae.
AUGAUGUCUGAAGACGCUGGAGUAAUGUUAGUAGUUUAUGAUGAUCCAUCAGAUCAACGAUCUUUGUCUUUGGAUGAGACCAGCAGCACUGAGGAAUCACCUGAUGAGACCAGGCUUUCAUUAGAGACCACGAAUGAUGUAAUUCCAUAUAUAGGACAAAGAUUUUCUACUCAUGAUGCGGCUUAUGAAUACUAUAGUGAAUUUGCAAAGCAAUGCGGAUUCUCAAUCCGGAGGCACCGCACAGAAGGCAAAGAUGGGGUAGGAAAAGGACUUACUAGACGCUACUUUGUCUGUCAUCGUGCUGGCAACACCCCAAUUAAAACCUCCCAUGAGAGGAAGCCCCAAAGGAAUAGAAAGUCCUCCCGGUGUGGAUGUCAAGCAUACAUGCGGAUAAGCAAGACAACAGAAUUAGGAGCACCAGAAUGGCGUGUCACAGGCUUUGCAAACCACCAUAAUCAUGAACUCUUAGAAGCAAACCAAGUUCGUUUUCUUCCUGCAUACAGAACUAUAUCUGAGUCUGAUAAGAGCCGGAUACUUAUGUUUGCCAAGACAGGAAUUUCUGUGCAGCAAAUGAUGAGGCUCAUGGAGCUUGAGAAAUGUGUGCAACCAGGAUAUUUACCAUUCACUGAAAAGGAUGUGAGGAAUUUACUCCAGACAUUUAGGAAAUUAGAUCCGGAAGACGAGAGCAUAGACUUGUUGAGAAUGUGCAGAAACAUCAAGGAGAAAGAUCCUAACUUCAAAUUUGAGUACACGCUUGACUCAGACCACAGAUUAGAGAAUAUUGCCUGGUCGUAUGCAUCAUCAGUCCAGUCAUAUGAGAUAUUUGGUGAUGCAGUGGUGUUUGAUACUACUCAUCGCUUAACUGCAUUCGAUAUGCCACUCGGGAUAUGGGUUGGAAUAAAUAAUUAUGGCAUGCCUUGCUUCUUUGGCUGUGUGCUUCUGCGAGAGGAAAGUUUAAGGUCGUUUUCAUGGGCAUUGAAGGCAUUCCUGAGCUUCAUGUAUGGGAAGGCACCACAGACAAUAUUAACUGACCAAAAUAUGUUUCUGAAAGAAGCAAUAAGCAUGGAAAUGCCAACAACCAAACAUGCACUUUGCAUAUGGAUGAUAGUGGCAAAGUUUCCGUCCUGGUUCAAUGCUGUUUUGGGUGAACGUUACAAUGAGUGGAAAAGUGAGUUUUAUCGCAUUUACAAUUUGGAGUCCAUAGAGGAUUUUGAACUAGGAUGGAGGGACUUGGUAAAUUCUUUUGGGCUUCACUCUAACAGGCACAUAGUCAACUUGUAUGGCCUCCGCUCACUAUGGGCACUACCAUUCUUGAGAAGCCAUUUCUUUGCAGGAAUGACUACAAUUGGACAGUCUAAAUCGAUUAAUGCAUUCAUCCAACGAUUUUUGAGUGCACAGACCCGGCUUGCACAUUUUGUUGAACAAGUUGCUGUCGCUGUGGAUUUUAAAGAUCAAGCUGGAGAACAACAAACAAUGCAACAGAAUCUCCAAAAUAUAUCCCUGAAAACAGGAGCACCCAUGGAAUCCCAUGCUGCCUCAACCUUUACUCCUUAUGCUUUCUCUAAGCUUCAAGAACAACUUGUUUUGGCUGCUCACUAUGCAUCUUUUGAGAUGGAAGAUGGUUUUCUUGUGCGACACCACACAAAAGCUGAGGGAGGUCGGAAAGUAUAUUGGGUUCCACGGGAAGGCAUUAUAAGUUGCAGUUGCCAUCACUUUGAGUUCUCGGGAAUUCUCUGUCGGCAUGCACUUCAAGUUCUCUCCACAGGAAAUUGUUUUCAAAUCCCUGAGAGAUAUCUUCCUGUCCGUUGGCGCCGUAUCAGCAUUCCUUCUGCAAAACUCCUUCAGAGUGCUCCAAGUGAUCAUGCAGAAAGAAUACAGUUAUUGCAGAAUAUAGUAUCAACUCUUGUAACAGAAUCUGCCAAGUCGAGGGAGAGGCUAGAUAUAGCAACCGAGCAAGUCUCCAUUCUCUUAUCUCGUGUACGAGAGCAGCCUGUUUCAGUGCAAAGUACAAGAGAGAUUUCAUCAAUGCAUAGGAAUAUUUGA